Labrus mixtus (cuckoo wrasse) is the source of this 5886-nucleotide messenger RNA. RefSeq names its product TOG array regulator of axonemal microtubules protein 1. Gene Ontology annotation, molecular function: microtubule binding. Lineage: Eukaryota; Metazoa; Chordata; Actinopteri; Labriformes; Labridae. Gene Ontology annotation, biological process: microtubule cytoskeleton organization. Gene Ontology annotation, cellular component: cytoplasmic microtubule; cilium. The transcript has 23 exons. Bases 352 to 4869 code for a protein of 1505 amino acids. The record is from RefSeq and is a predicted model, not a curated record.
GUGUGCGUGUGUGGGCUCCUCUCUCUGUGUGGAAAACCUCUGUAGCUUUCAAACAUUCAACACUCUACCAAACAGCUUAAACAACCGGGGAAAACGUCUCCACUUAGAGAACUGUAGCUGCCGCAGCCUGACAUGGACAUUUGGACGACGUAACAUUAGAUCUCUUUCUCUUCAAGCGCGACCGAAGAGGACCGGGAGCUAUGCGAGCUUGACAAACAGAUGAGUGGUUUUCCAUCACCAACCACUCAGGAUGAAGGCACGAAGUAAAGAGGAGGAAUAUUGUUAUCCUCACAGGAUUGUGGAUGCUUAUUUGGAUUCUCGCAUUUGACCACAUCCACAAGAACAUCAAAAAUGAUACCUGGAUUGAUCACUCAGGAGCUACACCAGCAGCUCCUGGACCUGAAGAAUUACCAAAAUCGCACAAAUGGAGUCGAAGAGCUCAAACAUACCUUGUCAGAGGUGGACAUUAAAUCAGUCCCUUCUGGCAGUAUUGAGGAGCUAGUCAAUUUUCUGCCGCGACUCUUGGAUGACAGUAAUUUCAAAGUAUUUUACAGCACCUUACAAGUUUUAAACUUGCUAAUUCAGAAGCUAGAUGGAGGUGUCGACAAAUAUUUCAAACAGAUAGUCUUAUUGGCGCUUAAGGCUCUCGGGGACACCCGCACUGUCACUAAAAUUGAAUAUAUGAAUGUGUUUCGACAGCUAAUGAAAACUGUACCACCGCAACAAAUACUGGAUCUUGUCAUUGGCAACUUGAAACACAAGAAUUCAAGGGUCCGGGAGGAUGUACUCAACAUCAUUAUGGCAGCUCUGCUCACUCAUCCCAGGAAAGAUUUCAACAUCCCCAAGCUUUGUUUUGAGGUUGCACCGUGCCUGGCAGACAGCAAAAGGAAAGUCCGCCAUGCAGCUCUUGAGCUGUUUGCUGUUUUUGACUAUUGCCUUGAAAUAGGGAAAAGGCAGCCCCUAACGAAAGCUGUGGACAUGGUUGAACUCAAUGAGGAUGCAGAGGGUCUAAUGGCAGCUGUACAGGCAAGGCGAGCAAGACAUGUCCUUCCAAAACUUUCCUCAGAUGGGACAGUGGAGUAUGGCUUAGUCAUACCCAAACCAGGACAGCGGUCCUCUUUUCAGAAUGGUUCUGGAGCCGACCUGGACUGGGUGAUGAAUGGGGGGAGGAUAAGCAGUGCAAGGAGCCAUCGGACUGAACCAGACUGCGAGCGGUUUUAUAGCUAUGGCAGCUUAGGUUCUCUCACUGAUGACCCUCCACACCAAAGGAGGAUCGUUAGCGCGGGCAAAGGGAAGAACAAACUACCCUGGGAGAUGUCGACAUUCUCAUCCACAGAGACUGACCUGCAGUGUAAUACUCCUAAUGGAAAGAUCUCUGAACAGGUAGCCAUUGAGGACUACCCUCCCCUGUCCAGGAAGCUGUGUCAAGAGACCUAUGUACCCAGUUUCAGUUCUGCAGAGCCUCGGAAGCCACAAUCUGCCAGAAGGAGGGCAUCUCCUGCUCGAAUCAGAAGAAGUGGGAGCCUCAACUUGGACCCUGACAUAUUUAAAACAAACUUCUCUGACCCAGAUGUUGUGGCACCGAAGGGACGCACGCUCUCAAGGAACCCAAGUGUAGAGCGCACCUUUUCCCUUCCCUCAAACCCCUCACACCCCACAACAUCCGGCUCCUUCCUCCUGCCCUCCUACCCUCUGUCUACACUCCCAGGAGGCAUGCUUACUCCCACACUGUCCCGUCAUCGUGCAGACUCCUCCCUCUCUAUGUCAAACACCUGGCCCAACAAGAGAGACAACAGCCCCCACCAGCGGGAAACCAGCCCCUGGAGAGAAACAGCAAGUGCAGAAAAAGGAGACAAUAUCUCAAGCAGAUGCUCUCCUUUGCCUCUUCGUGCCUCCCUUGUGAGUUCUUCUUCCACUUCUUCUUUCCGCCGGGCACUUAGCAGCCCAAGAGCUACCCUAUCUAUCUCGCCAGUCGUCCCUACAGCAGAUCAGGUCCAGUCUCAUAAUGCCCAGAGAGCCAUUGCUCCUGUCAGCCCUCAGAAGCAGCUAGAAAGGGACCAAAAUCGGAACCCUGACAGCUACAGUCCAGCACAAGAUGCUCAAGAGGAUGAUCCACUGGACAUGCAGGAGAUGCUGAUCUCCCUGCGAUCAUUGCGCAACAGCGCUGCAAAGAAGAGGGCAAAGGUGAGCCUUGGUAGUGUAGAUCCAGAUCCAGACAGCCCUGACUCAGCUGUGAGGCUGGACCAGGGUCUGGACUCCCCUUCACAUACCUCUCCGAUACUUUUGGAGAAAGACAGUGGCGAGAGUGGUCUGUCCAGUCUGAGCUCAGUCACCAACUCCAGCUUGAAUGGCAUUAGAACCAGCCCCAGAAACUCAGCCUCUUCAGGAAUGAAACCUUGCAUUGCGAGAGUGCCUUCUGCACAACUGAGGUCUUCAUAUACCGCUGACGUCAGCUGUCUUCAAGGAUUGUCCCAGAGAAAUGAAUUGUCAUCUGAGGUGGGUGUUGUUGGCCAGAGAGUCACUUACUCAAACGGAGCGAUCAAAACUGAAGAAGAGAUGACGGGACCCAUCCCUCCGUUGGUCAAAGCAGCUGUCUGUGAAUCAGUCAGAGCUCUAAAGCCUGCCAAAGGAUCUUGGGGCGACAGCAGCAGAAACUCACCUGCCACAGAUAUGUCAGAAGGAGUCAUUGGGAGAGGCAUGUUUGGCACUGCAGUGUCCUCCAGCCGCUCGGGAGCUGUCUUGUCACUUGAGCAGUGUGAUUCUAUGGCCAGACCGCCCACUGAUGCCCCAGCAGGCAUCUACAGCCAUGUUCACCUAGACAGCGAUGACAGCCCACGUUCAGAUGAGGUUAAGCAGAGGCUGAAAAAUACUAGGGCUACUCGGGCAAAUAUGCGGCUGCAGGGUCUGGAACAGCAGAAGGGGCAGGCAAUCCAAGGGGACCAGACACGAGAAAAGAUUCGCCAUCGAGUCAGACAGAUGCUCUCUGACUCACCCACAGAGGAGAAUAGAGCAUUGACCAUCAAAGAUCUGCAUCUGAACGGAAGCACACUGCCCACCAGCAAAGCAGACCUUCUAUCUGAUGAGUCCCCCAUCAGCCCCACGAGUCCCAUCAGCCCACCAGGACCCCAGAGCCCCCUCAAGUGCUUCACUCCACCCCACCAGCCGAGCCCCCCGACAGUGCCCCCCAACCCCAAAAACCUCUCACGUAUUCGGAGAGCCCCCAGCCUCAGCAGAACAAGACCAUCGCUGUCUCACAGCUCAGAUGAGCUGUCUCCUGGUGCUGUGGGCCAAAAGAAAAAUCUAUCAGAGCCUCAGGAGCUGUGUCCGUUUUCCAAGCCGGACCUGGCCCUGACACAGAGCUUCAACCUGCUGAGCACCGAAGACUGGGAGAAGAAGAUCGAGGGUCUGACGUUCUUGCGCAGUCUGGCUCACUUCCACUCAGACACACUCCAGGCCAGGCUUCAUGAUAUCUGCCUCUGUCUUAUUCAAGAGGUGAAGAACCUGCGGUCAGGUGUGUCCAGGGUUGCAGUGAGUACAGUCGGUGAUCUGUACACACACCUGCAGAAGGCAAUGGACCAGGAGCUGGAGGGGACAGUUAAAGCUCUGCUUCAGAAAGCAGGAGAGACUAAUGCCUUCAUCAGGCAGGAUGUGGAUGCCGCUCUGGACUGCAUGGUUCAGAACUGCACACCCACUCGUAGCAUCAGCGCGCUACUCUCUGGAGGACUCAGUCACCUCAACGCAGUGGUGAGAAAAUGCACCGCUCAUCAUCUGGCUAAUCUGGUGGAGAAGGUCGGUGCUGGCCGUCUUCUGUCUGGAGGUAAAGAUCUCACAGACAGAAUUUUACCUGCUGUCACCAAACUCGCACAAGACUCCUCACAGGAAGCCCGGUACUAUGGCCGUCGUAUGCUGCUCUCUUUAUCAUCCCACCCUGACUUUGACAAGAUCCUUGAGAAAUACAUAUCCACCAAAGACCUGCCGACUGUCAGAGAGACAGUCUUCACUCUCAAAACAAAGGGUCUGGGCGAGAUGCCCCAGGACACCCAAUCAGCCCGGGGGAGACGCUCCCUCCCAGGCAGUGGUACAGUGAGGGCAUCGUCUCUCACCAGGGAGCCACUCAACAACAGGGAUUCAAACAGCCAUUACAGCUGCAGAUCUCAGACUCAGAGCAUUGCAGACAAGAGUGAAUACAUCAAGCAGAUCUCAGGCCUGCUAGGUUCAAAGGACUUUAGAGAGAGGAUCAAGGGAAUCGACCAGCUAGCAGCUGACUGCCAGAACAACCCUAACAUGGUCAUCAAUAGUAUUUUUCCGGUGUUUGAUGGCUUUAAAGCCAGGCUGCAGGAGUCAAACAGCAAGGUCAACCUGCACGCACUCGAAUCUCUACAGAAAAUCAUCCACUUGUUGAAGGACAAUCUGUCUCAAGUGGUCAACAUCCUGGUUCCUGCAAUUGUUGACAAUCACCUCAACUCCAAAAACAAUGCCAUAUACUCCGCUGCUAUUGGAGCUAUUAAUGCACUUAUUUCAAAUCUGGAUAAUAUUCUUCUUCUUCAGCCUUUCUGCACCAAGGCUCAGUUUUUAAAUGGCAAAGCAAAGGUGGAUCUAAUUGAAAAAGUUGCCGACCUUGCGACAGAGCUCUACCCUCGUAAGCCCCAGAUGGUGGAGCAGAAGGUGCUGCCCUUGCUGUGGCAUCUUCUUGGCACCUCUACCCACAGCGGCACCAUUCAUGGCCGGGGCGGCAGUGUGAGGGGUGCUACCGCAUACCUGUGCCAAGCCCUUUACACCCAGAUGGGGUCCAACCUAACGGAGUGCGCUGCCUCUCAGCCUGCCAAUGUCCAUAAAAGUUUAAACGAGGUCCUGAGGACCUUAUCUUGAAGGUAAAACAGGAUCCCAUCACAUCGAAAUGUUGGAAGAACCUUUACACUGACCUUACUUGAAGUUUACAUUUGUUUUACAUUUCUUAUAGUGCCUGCACUUUUAUAUCAAUAAAUAGAAAGUCCUUAAAGAUUAGGAGCUCUUAUUCUUAUCUCAGUGAGAUUUCCUCUGGUACAGAAGCACAGACAUUUGUAACAUACUGACAUCAGGUCUUACAUCCACUCAACCUGCUCUUUUUGCACUUUGAAAAGGUAGCUCAUUAUCAUGAUAGACUUCAUGGCGUUUGCAUUUGGUCAUUCAGUGAUUUUCAUUGCUUUUUUUUCCUUCAUUAUCUUUACAUGUACUGUAGACAAAUCAGACACUAUUGCAGAAUGUAAAAUUUGUAAUGCACAAAAAGACAAGGAAGAAGACAGGGACCUGAAAGGUGUAUAUUUUUUUGCUGUUUCAUCAAAUAUGAUGUGAUUUUCAAAUUGUCUUAUAUAGUUGUUUUAAAGAUUUGUGAUCUUACAUGAACAAGUACAAAAUACUUUUGUACAGCUCCGAUGUGUAUUUGCACAGUAUUAGCUUGAUCUGUAAUUGUAUGCUGUAAGAUGGAACAGUUCAUAACUUAUCUAUUGUGUAAUGGUUUGAAAGUCCUGUUAAUGAUAUUUUGCGCUGGUACAGUCCUUUUUUUUUUUUUUUGCAUGACCAAAACUUACUGGCAGGAUUAAAAGCUGUGUAUAUUUUUGCUAUGAGUAGAUAUAUAUAUGUAUAGUAUAUGUACACUGAUGCCUAGAUCAAGGUUGGGUUCCAAUCAUUUCUCCCGGAUUGGGACAGCGUACGAGGGGAAGAAGUCCAGCUUUACUACAGCGUUUGUCUGAGGAACAGUGAAGGCCCAGAUCUGAUUGUGUCUCAGUAUAGUGCCAGUCUUCGAGUAGCCUUUGAACUCAUCUAUCGUUAAAUUAUAUUGAACUUGUUUGUGAACAAGGUGAAAACAGAUUGAUAUAUUAAUAAAGUGUUUUAUUUCUGUAAAACUAA